UUUCGACCCUACCCAAAGGAGUGGCCAUGACUGUGCAUUCCCGCCUUAUGACAACAACCUGAAGCUUCUCCAGGUAGAGGCUGUUGACAUCGCUUUUCGCCUAUCUUGGUAGCAAAGUUUUUUCAGGGUUUUCAAGUUGACCAUCAAAGGCAAAAUGAAAGCUAUUGUAUUUGAUGCCCCAGGAGGUGCAGAAGUUCUUAAAGUAAAGGAGGUGAAGCAGCCAGAACCUGGGGAAAAUGAGGUUCUAGUGAAAGUUCAUGCGAUUGGUGUGAAUCCUGUAGAAACAUAUAUCAGGGCAUCCAUGUUUGGACCAGUUCCAACCCCACAUAUAUUGGGAAGUGAUUGUGCAGGAGAGGUAGAAGGUGUUGGAGAAAAUGUAAAAAGAUUUAAAAAAGGUGACAGAGUUUGGACAUGCCACCUUACAAACAAUGGAGCUGGGACAUAUGCAGAGUUUGUAUCUGUUCCAGAAGAAAAUGUCUAUCAAUUACCUGAUAAUACCUCAUACAAACAUGGAGCUGCAUUGGGAAUACCUUUCUUAACUGCUGCACAAGCCCUUUUCCAACUAAGUAACUCAAAGCCAGGAGAAACAGUCUUGAUUCAUGGAGCAAGUGGGGGUGUUGGUCUACCUGCAGUGAUGUUUGCAAAGAACCAUGGAAUGAAAGUAAUUGGCACAGCAUCAACUGAAGAUGGCAUACAGCUGGUAAAGGAAGCUGGUGCCCAUCAUGUGUUCAACCACAGAAGCAAAGAUUAUGUAGAUCAGAUUAAGGAAGUGACUGGUGGAAAUGGUCCUAAUGUCAUAAUAGAGAUGCUUGCCAACAGCAAUCUUCAGAAAGACAUGGAUAUGAUAGCCACUCUUGGAAGAAUUGUGAUUAUUGGCAACAGAGGCAAAUGUGAGGUUGAUGCCUCUCCUGUGAUGACGAAAAUGCUUCAGAUUCGAGGAGUUCUCCUUUUCAUAGUUCCUAAGGAAGAGAUGAAUGAGAAUGCUGCUCGAAUCUCAACUGGCCUUGAGAUGGGCUGGUUAAAGGCAUCUGUGGGUAAGGAAUACACAAUGGAGCAAGCUGCAGAAGCACACCGAGAACAGAUCGAAGGAAAAGCCAAAGGAAAGAUCAUUAUAAACGUCCGCUGAUGAACACACUCAUUGCAUGGACGCAUUUUUAUCAGUGGUGCUAGCACAUGCUGAUAAAUUUUAAUACAUUUUUACACAAACACCAUUCAACAUA
Molecule: messenger RNA, 1220 nt
Organism: Rhopilema esculentum
Lineage: Eukaryota; Metazoa; Cnidaria; Scyphozoa; Rhizostomeae; Rhizostomatidae
Product: zeta-crystallin
Cellular component (GO): cytosol
Molecular function (GO): NADPH binding; quinone reductase (NADPH) activity; mRNA 3'-UTR binding
Source: RefSeq, a predicted model, not a curated record